UCUUGCACACCAAGAGCUAGUUCAUCUUAACUUUUAUUUUUCUCCUCUCCUGUCUCUGCUUCUGUAGGAAUUAACAUGUAUAGAGUUGCAAGCCCAUCAGAGUUUCUGGUGAUCACCGGCGUCGGUAUCUCAGAUUUAAAGCUAGCAAAGAAAGCAUGGGUCCUCCCAGGCCAGUCGUGUACCGUCUUUGAUGUCUCGCCUGUCAAUUACACUUUUGAAGUCCAAGCCAUGAGCGCAGAGAAGCUCCCUUUCGUCCUCCCUGCUGUCUUCACCAUUGGUCCUCGUGUAGACGACGAACUCAGCCUUCUAAGAUAUGCAAAGCUCAUCUCUCCACAUGACAAGCUUUCUCACCAUGUCAAGGAGCUCGUCCAGGGAAUCAUCGAAGGAGAAACUAGAGUUCUUGCUGCUUCCAUGACCAUGGAAGAGAUCUUCAGAGGAACCAAAGAGUUUAAACAAGAAGUUUUUGAGAAAGUUCAGCUUGAACUUAACCAGUUUGGCUUGUUAAUCUACAACGCUAACGUUAAACAGCUUGUUGACGUCCCUGGCCACGAGUACUUCUCCUAUCUGGGUCAGAAGACUCAAAUGGAAGCUGCAAAUCAAGCUAAAGUUGAUGUAGCAGAAGCAAAAAUGAAAGGAGAGAUAGGAUCAAAAGAGAGUGAGGGACAAACACUGCAAAACGCAGCAAAAAUCGACGCAGAGACGAAGAUAAUAUCAACGCAGAGGCAAGGAGAAGGGAAGAAGGAGGAGAUAAAGGUGAAGACUCAGGUUAAGAUAUAUGAGAAUCAAAGAGAGGCGGAGGUGGCGGAGGCCAACGCAGAGUUGGCGAAGAAGAGGGCAGUAUGGACUAUGGAGGCAAAGGUGGCGGAAGUGGAAGCAACAAAAGCAGUUUCACUGAGGGAGGCUGAGCUGCAGAGGGAGGUGGAGCAAAUGAAUGCUUUGACCAUAACUGAGAAGCUAAAAGCAGAGUUCUUGAGCAAGGCUAGUGUGGAGUACGAGACCAAGGUGCAAGAAGCGAACUGGGAGCUCUACAAGAAACAGAAAGCAGCAGAAGCAAUCCUUUAUGAAAAGGAGAAAGAGGCAGAUGCACAAAAGGCAAUUGCAGAUGCUGCAUUUUACGCUCGUCAGCAAGUUGCCGAUGGAGAGUUAUAUGCUAAGCAGAAAGAAGCUGAAGGAAUGAUGGCUCUAGCCAAAGCACAAGGAGUGUAUCUACGAACUCUUCUGGAUGCAUUGGGGGGCAACUAUGCUGCCUUGAGGGAUUUCUUGAUGAUUAAUGGUGGAAUGUUUCAAGAAAUUGCUAAGCUUAAUGCUGAGGCUAUUCGGGGACUGCAGCCAAAGAUCAGCGUUUGGAGUAAUGGGAGUGGUGUAGAGAUCAAUGAAGGAGCUAUGAAGGAGGUUGCUGGGGUUUAUAGGAUGUUGCCUCCUUUGUUUAAGACUGUUCAGGAGCAGACUGGAAUGCUACCACCUCCAUGGAUGGGCACGUUAACCGACUCUAGCCAUCCCACUGUCGACUGAAUGAUGUUUUUUGCAUUCGGAUAUGCUUCUUCUGCUGUUGUAAAAAUUAUGCUGAACGAUUUUGAAAAAAUAAAUUAAUAUUGGAAUA
Manihot esculenta (cassava) is the source of this 1600-nucleotide messenger RNA. RefSeq names its product flotillin-like protein 4. The record is from RefSeq and is a predicted model, not a curated record. NCBI's taxonomy places the organism in Eukaryota, Viridiplantae, Streptophyta, Magnoliopsida, Malpighiales, Euphorbiaceae. The coding region runs from base 76 to 1512 and encodes 478 amino acids. The transcript has 2 exons. Gene Ontology annotation, biological process: protein localization to plasma membrane. Gene Ontology annotation, cellular component: plasma membrane raft; plasma membrane.